Trichobilharzia szidati is the source of this 3194-nucleotide messenger RNA. Lineage: Eukaryota; Metazoa; Platyhelminthes; Trematoda; Strigeidida; Schistosomatidae. The record is from the annotation of a GenBank genome assembly.
CUUUUUAUCUUCGUCGUGGCAAUGAAUUUGAAGAAUGUUCAAAAUUUAACGUAGUUGACAUGUUAGCACCAAAUAUACGCCAUCCUAAGGAAGUAACUGUGAGAGUUCUUAAGGCUGAAAACCUUCGUGUGGCCCCACGUUCUGACCACAAACAAAAAAAAGUUAGUCACAAAUGGAAAGUGGUUGUUUUGGGUGGAAAGAAAAAAGUCACCUCAGAAGCUGUGUUUGCACCGGACGGCAAUCCUAUUUGGAAUUUCGAAACAACAAUUAAAAUUGCAACACGUGGAGACCCGGUUGUACUCUUAGUUGCAGAUUCUGAAGACAACCAUGCAGGUCAAGUGGUUGUGUCUGGAGCGGCCAUUCCACCAAAAAUAACAGAAUUUUCCGUUGGACCUACUGACAGUUCACGACUAUGUAUCAUGGAUAUGGAGCAAACUAAGAAGACAGAAGUUGGUUUUGGAAGGUUGUAUUUUUGGAUUUGGGUUGAGGAGUAUCGCAGCGAAGAUUCAAAAAGUAGAAGUUCUAGGGGCUCUGUUUUAAGCUUAUCAAGCUUACAUCACAAAGACAAAGCAUCAGUACCUAACUCACUAAAUUAUAGCGGCAGUGUUAUAAGUCUGUCUUCCAAUCAUGGUGAUUCAAAGGAUAAAAAGUCGUGGUAUAAAAAGAAAGCAUCACAAGCUCUGCAUGCAGCAGCUGCACUCUCGUCCACUCACUCACCCAUAACUCCAGUAUCUACUAAAAAGACAGUGAUCAGUGGAUAUAAUCCGUUCGAUUAUUAUCUUCAAAGUUCUCAUGACGAUGUUGGUGUGAUUGAUGAAAAAGAUGGAAGUGUACUAGGUGCUUAUAGUGAAUUAACGGGUAGUGAUUUUAAUCCGCUAGCUCGACAAUCACUUCAUUUCACCAAUGAGAAACCGAUUAAUCCUUCGUCACCAUUAGCAACUGUAAGUCAAUCUAUCCAUCCGCAACCACCAUCUUCAGAACAAAAUGGCAAACUACUGUCUUCCAAUAUAGUUGAUAAUUCUAAAGAUUUAAAUGAACCACCAAAAACUAGACCAGAAUUAAUCAGAAUAGCUCCAAAAUGUGGUCCAUCUUCGGGCGGUACUGAACUCACAGUUUACUGUCGUAGCCUUACUAAUCAAAAUAUGCAAGGAGCUUCUGUUUUUAUUGAUGAUCAUGAAGUUUCUCGACAAGACUGGAUUUUUCAAGAAUCUGAUCAACCUGAUCGCUCUCAACUUCGUAUUCAUAUGCCUCCAUUACCAGCUGGGCGAUAUCCUAUUUGUGUUAAUACUUUAGAAUUCGGUCAAAUUCGUUGCAAACAAGAGUUCACUUACCUACAGUCUAAUAAUACAAAUCCAGUUUCAUCCCCUACAAGCAGCUUGUUCGCCCUUUCAAAUACUACACAUGAUCGUGAAAGUUUUGUAUCACAAAAAGGACGUCCUACCGGUGAAUCAGAAUUAGGCGGUUCAACAUUGAAUUCUCCAGAUACUAUGCCUAAAACUUUACCACCAUUUAAACGAAAUGAAUUAAACAAACAAGACGGUUUCUCUAAAAUAAGAAACAAUACAAAAGAAUCAUCAUUACUAAAGACGAAUACAAAUAAAAUUAAUCAACAGGUUAACAAAAUACCCCCAGGACCUUUAAGCACUUCACAUAAUCGAUUAAAUGAAGACACAGAAAUGGAGACUACCUCAGCUAUGUCUGUUGAAACUAAUCAAACAGUAGAAUUCAAUGAAUUGUCAAAACGACAUCGUGGUUCAGAUCGUAGUGCUGCUUCUGGACGAUCUAAAAGUAUCAUGGGAGCCGUUGAAGAUGAGAGUUUACGAUUAGAAAAUGAAGCUUUACGUUCAAUGUUAAAUGAUGCCAAUCAUUUGAUUAGUACAAUUAAAUCGCACACAUUAACACUUGAAACACAAUUGAAUGAAAAAGCCAAUGAUAUUGAUCGAUUGUCUAGAGAAUUAUGCAAUCUAAGAAAUCGUCUGCUUAUUGAUGGAUUAACGCAAUAUUUGGAAAGAGUUUAAAGCACACACAUACACACACACACUCAUAGAGAACAAACAGGACUAUAUAACAAAUUAUACAUGAUUGAUAAUACUAAUUGCCACUACUAUUACUACUACUUCUACAACUACUAUUUUUUAUCAUUAUUAUUAUUAUUUGAAGCAAGCGAAAUAGAGUCAAUUCACACUAACUUGCUGAAUAACAAUAAACCGCCUAAACCAUUUCAUUAUUCUGUGAUUGACUCAUUCUCCUUUCCGUUGUGCCCUCCUCCUCCACCAUGUUGUCUUUUAUUUCUUCAAUUCACCCUAACACAUUUAACUUUUACUAUUAUUAUUAUUUUAAUUUUCCAUUGUGUUCAUCAGGCAUUUACUUAUGCUGUUCAUCAUUGACUCACUCAUUCUCUCAUAUGUGUGUAGGUGCGAAAUUUUUUUUGAUACAUUGAGAUUACACAUAUACUCAUCUCUUCUUCUUCUUCUUACCUGCCUACUUACUUAACGUACAUUUUCUAGCAUUGUUCUAUAUUCAGUGUGUUACGAUUCACUUGUUCAAUGUUUCAAUUCAAGAUGUAAAGAUUGUUGUGUUGUUGUUGUUGUUUUUCCCUCUCUCUUUCUCUCCUUUGAUGGCUUAAAUACUUUAGAGGUAUUUCUAAGUUGAAGCAAAAAGGGGGGAGGAAUGUUUGUGAUGUAUCAAUGAGAACUCUGCAUUGUUUUACUCGUCAUUUUGUUCACUCGUUAACAGUGCCUACACUUGUGACAUUGAUUCUUUUAUUUUUUAAUCCUCGCGGUCUUCAUGAAGGCUUGAUAUUCUUCUCCCCUCUUUUAAAAAUACUUUUUAAUCAGAUCUUCCAGCUAAGUGUUACUUUUUUUAUGUACGUGCAUGUGUUUAACCUACAGAUAGAGUUCAAUAUCAUAAUAUUUAUUUGCCAGGAAUAAUAAUAAUAAAGUUACAAAAACAAAACGUUUUAGGCGUAAAGUGAACUACAUAUCCUACAAAAACUUUCAAAAUCUGUUUUGUUUGAAAGAGAACGUGAAAAAACUGAUCUCUUUCUCCGUAUAUAUAUUUCUAUUUAUACUGUACACGUAUAUGCAUAUAUAUGAUAAAUAAUAAAAAAAACUCCUAUUUCGAAUUUUUAUGAGUAACAUUUAUUGAUUUCUUUGUUUGUUUGUAUGUCUUUUGAUAUUCUGAGUUAUUCAUAU